Molecule: messenger RNA, 906 nt
Organism: Copidosoma floridanum
Lineage: Eukaryota; Metazoa; Arthropoda; Insecta; Hymenoptera; Encyrtidae
Product: prostatic acid phosphatase-like
Biological process (GO): dephosphorylation
Molecular function (GO): phosphatase activity
Source: RefSeq, a predicted model, not a curated record
AUGAACUACGGAGGAAAGAAGCAAGAGUAUAAGUUAGGAAUAUUGCUCAGAAAAUAUUACGGUAACCAUAUAGGGACUUUCAACGAAAAAGAAUUGGUAGCUAAAAGUACCAACUCAGUUCGUACUAUCGAGUCGCUCAGGCUUGUUUUAACUGGCCUCUUUGCUCCAAAUCUAGUACCGGAUAGAGUUGCUAGUAUUGAAAAAAAUAUGAUUCUUGCACCAUACUUAACUAAGAAAUUUAAGGACUUUCACAAAAACGUACUAAAAAACUCAAAAGAAUUUCAAAAGAAGUUAUCAAAUUACACAACGUUUAUAAAAUUUCUAGAGGAAAAAACUGGACAACCGUACUUUCCUGAUGCUGUGCUUAAAUUACUUUAUAAAAAAGUGACUUUAAAACUUGGUUUUCAAUUAUUUCUUCAGAAAUCAUUAAAUAUACCACUUCCAAGCUGGUGCACCGAUGAAGUAUACGAAGAGUCUCAAGCUAUGAAAAGCCUAUUCUUAAAAAGUCUUUCUUUAAAUAUGCAGCUAAAAAAAUUGAAUGGAGGUGGACUUAUUCGAACAGUUAUUGAAAAUAUGGAACAAAAUACGAGGAGGAGAAAAAAAAUUUACUUGUACGGCGGACACGAUAUUAGUUUGAUUUCUUUCUCGGCAUCUGAGAACAUUAUUGGCGCGUUUGAAGAACCACCAUUAGGUAGUGCUUACAUCGUGGAAAGUUACAAAGAUAUGAAACAGAAAUAUUAUAUGAGAGUGUUAAGUUCGAACGGAUCGAGUGACGAAUUAGUAGAACUGAUAAUAAAAAAUUGUGAAAGGUAUUGUCUGGUUGAUAAGUAUAAAAUGUUGGUAAAGAAUAUAAUUCCUACGGAUGAAGAUUUAAAGUUUUUUAAUCCUGGUACUACUGGCUCAUAG